GGUUGUUGCUGCUUUUUGUUUCUUUUUUGCUGGGGAAGCCAGUUCCAGUCAAAUCUGUCAGAUUUUCCUUGCAGUGAAAUGUGUUGAUCUUUUUAAACACCUUAUUAGACUCAUAGUCAAAUCAAACCCUUUUCUGAAGGUCUCUUUAGAGCUCGUUGUGGCAACAGCAAAGAGGACAGCAGAGCCGAGAUGUCAAAGGCUGAGAUUAGACACAAGGCUGGAACGACAGGCCCCUGGUCUGGAACACCUGAUUGUGGAUCUGAAGAAGGAGAGGAGGCUGCACGAUGUAGGCAGGCUGCUCACUAGUGGGACUCCAUACUGUUCUCUGGGGGGGACCAUGGAGCCAGAAGGGCAACCCCUAACCCCAGGGACCAGCUAUGGGCCCCCACCCUUCAACUCAGCACAAAAUCCCGUCACCCCAACUUUCCUCAACAGCACCUUAGAGUCCUCAUGUUCUCCAAAUCUGAGAGAUGGCCUGAUGUCUGCUAAAUGCUCGUGGGGCCUCACCGGGGAGGAGGGUACCAAGCAGAGCGAGGGCCCCGAGUCCGGUGCCGACCUGGGGAGGAGCGCACAGAGGAGAUUCAAGUCCUCGGCCUUUCCUUCCUCCUUAAGCUGGGACUCUGACUCUGAGAAAGAAACACUAGAUGAGGAGGAGCUACAGAACUUUUCUAACCCUCACGGUCUGGCUGCUCACAGUCCAGGAUCUCCUUCUUCUGGACUCAGACUUGAUAGUGAAGAUGACCAAGAACCUGAUAAACUGCAGCACUUCCAUAGUAAGACUGACACACCUACACCUACACCUGCACCUACACCUGCUGAGGGGCACAGUGAUAACAAUGAGAGCACAAAGUCAGAGGAGCCAAAUAUGUCCCAGCCUGGCCAAACAGAAUUAGCAGACAGCAAAGUCUGGAAUGUAUCUGAGGGAGCUGAGCCAUUCCUGUCUAAAGUAAAACCAAAGGAAGGUUGCCAAAUGGAGGAGGAGGAGGAGGAGGAGGUGCUGGAAAACAGUGAGGAAGAAAAAAAGCCCAAGGGAAAGGAAACCAAGGAGCCUGAGAGAGAUGUGUACACCUUCCCUGGAGACUCAGACCAAGAGAGUCCCCCUCCAGCACCCUGGGCUCAUUGCACAUUCAUUCAGCGGUGCAGAAAGAAGAGGGUGCUGCUCAGGCCCUUCUCAGGACUUGGCACCUUUAAGCGUACAUUGCCUGAGACUGCCAAAUUGGCAAGACCUAGUCCUCAAAAAUCUGAAAUGGUGCAGCUGAAUAGAGGUGGAGAGGUUUAUGACUUUGAGGAAGUCAGCUUUGGAGAGGGAGGGGUGGAACCCAUAAAGUUCAGAGAUAGAGGUGGGAGAAGGGACAAAGAAGGAGAAGAAAGUGGGGUGGAGUCAGAUAAAGAGAUUUUCACCUGUGUGGAGUGCAGCAUUUACUUUAAGAAGCAGGUCCAUCUGCAGGAACACAUGAUUGAGCACAAUCAGAGUGGUGCAGGGGGUGGCAGGCGGUUAGGAAAGGCCAGCCGGUUUCAGUGUGUUGAGUGUGGAUGGAACCUGCAGAAUCGACUUGCACUAGCAGAGCACCACAGAAGGCACCAAGAGUCCCGUCUGAAGAUCCUGGAAGAGAUUGAGAAACUGAAUGAAAAUGGGAAAGCAAAGGAAAUUCAGACACUGGACAGCAAGGUGUUGAAGAAUAGAAGUGGAGACCCGACUGUUAUGGAAAAUACCGGCCCAGUCUCAAUACUAAAAAAAGUGUUAGACCAAGAAAUAGUCAAAUGUCCACCUCUAUCGCCAGCAUCAGCACCAGACACAGAGUCAGGAGUCCUUGAUCUUGAUGCAGCCCCACCAAAUUCAGUUCGAACCCCAACUCAGACGCGAGCUCUCUCUACCUACCGCCGCCGCUUUGUCUGCACCAAGUGUAACUUCAGCACAAGAACAUCCCAGGCACUAGCUAAUCACUCCAAGACCCACACCAGGAAAAAAAACACUCUCCAUCCUGAAUCUUCUUCCUCUGGUUCACCAUCCAGUUUGGCAUCUACUUCCCUGGCUUGUGGUCACUGUGGCUUCCUGACCUCCAGUGAAACCAUACUGAGGGAACACCGGGCACUUGUUCACCCGGGACAGAUUGACGAGUCCGGCCCGCGUUUAAAGGCUAAUAUUGGAGCAAGAAUUUUAAAACCCAACCUAGACCCUGAGAUCAUCUCCGAGUCCGAUGCAGCUCAAGGCAAAAGCCAGCAAGCAAUCACUGCCGCUGACAAUAGCAAAACACAGGACAGCGCUGCAGCUCAGCCUGCGAGACAGGUGGUCUUCAACAGGAGAUUCAGCAGAAGAGGCAAGACUUGGAGUGAUCUGGCCAAGCUUGAUACCGCGAUGAAUGAUGAAAAGCUGCCUGAGAGUGAGGAGGAAGAGCAGGACCAAGAUCAGAGGACAGAGUUUAACACCGAGCUGUCUCAGGAAGAGGAAAGCUCACCAGUGGGAGUGAGGCCUCAGACCAGAGUGCGAUCCAACAUGGAUGACGGGUCCUUGCAGCAGAGUGCUACAUUAUCACUCCCCACUAAGAAGAGUGGAAAGGACGAUGACAAGCAGGAAGCGGAAAAAGAUGGGAAGGUUUUCUUUCUGAGGAGGAGCACCAGGGUCACCGCCGCUCCUGUAGAAAUUGACAGUGACGACGACGACGACACUGACGAGGAACGCGUGCGACGUUUCCUGUCAGAGGCCAUCCUGGAUGAAGACAAAGACGAGAUUGAUGAGGACACAGAGGUGCUGAAGAGCGUGGAGAGGAAAUGCCCCUACUGCCCCGAUCGAUUUCAUAAUGGAAUUGGGCUUGCCAAUCAUGUGAGGGGCCACCUGAACCGAGUGGGCGUCAGCUACAAUGUGCGUCACUUCAUAUCCCCUGAGGAAGUCAACGCGAUUGAGAAGAAGUUUUCUUAUCAGAAGAAGAAGAAAAAAGUUGCCAACUUUGAUCCGGACACCUUCAGUGUCAUGCACUGUGAGUUCUGUAGUGCCGGCUUCGAUACCCGGGCGGGCUUGUCAAGCCACGCUCGGGCCCACCUCCGCGACUUCGGCAUCACUAACUGGGACGUUACCAUCUCUCCAAUCCACAUCCUGAGGGAGUUGUUCUCCAGCAGGCCCGACCUCGUAAUCCCCACGGCUCCCCCUCGGAGUUCUGGCUCUCCAGAGGAGGGGGAGGAGGAGGAAGAGGAGGAGGAGGGUGAAGAGGAGAAAGACACAGAGGAUGAAGGGGAGAGAAUUGUUGAGGUAAAGCUGGAGGAGGAGACAAGCGAAAGGACCCUGAGUGCUGCUCUUUCUGAUGCACUGCCUUCAGCAUCUCCCCAACCCUGGAAGAAGAGGGACGGAGCAGAAGAGUGUGAAGGUGAUGACGAGGAGGCAGCGGAGGAAGAUGAUGAUGAGGAGCUGCAGCUUUCAGCCCUGGAUGGUUUGAGCUCAAGUCCCGGGGAAACAGGGCUGCACCGCGUGAAGGCAGACAGCCUCUCACCUGGGGAGGAUGCAGACACCACGGGCAACAACUUGAAGUGUGAGGUGUGCGAAGCUAAGUUCGAGACCAGGCGUGGCCUCUCCAUCCACGCCCGCUCUCACUUGCGCCAGCUGGGCAUCACCGUUUCUGACAGCAGCGAGACCUCCAUCGACCUUCUCCAUCGAAUUGCCAAGGAGCGCAACGCAGACAGCAAAAUAAGCUCACCUCCUCUGGAGCCGCUCGGUGCCAAGAGCCCCUCCACGUCUGUUCCCCUGAAAGAUGAGGACAUGGACUUAGACGAGAGACCCGUCCCUCUCUCCAUCUUGGCCAAAGCAGCAAAAGCAGUGCCGCCCUCUUCCUCCUCUACACCUUCCCCGGGUGCUUCUCCAGCUCCGGCUCACUCCAGCUCCCCUUCCUCGGUAGUGAAGAAAGCCCCCAUUUCCUCUCUACUGCCUGUGUCUUCCCCCUUGCGCUCUCCUGAGCACAAGGCAGGGGGCAUGAAAAGCUUGACCUCUAACCUCUCUGGCUCAGCAACCAUCACAACAGGCAAACCCCUCUGGGCACCAGAGGAGAAUGAUGCUCCUCUCAACCUCACACUGGAGGUGGACCCCAACAAGGACAUUGUUUGUCAGCUGUGUGGCGCCUGGUUUGAAACCCGGAAAGGCUUAUCCAGCCAUGCUCGAGCCCACCUGCGGCACUUUGGGGUGGAGUACUCUGAAUCCAAGGGCUCUCCCAUAAACCUCCUGAACCAGCUCAUCGAUACUGAUGACUUCAAGCACAAAGCCAGUGCACUGCAGCUCGACAACCACACGGAGCCACGGGGUCUCGCCACCACUACACUCUCCUCCCCAAAGCCACCCUUGCUGACACUCUCCUCCUCUUCCUCUUCAUCACUCCUCUACAAGGUGACCACAACCGGGAGUGGAUCAACAUCCAAAGCUACCUCUUCCUCUGCCUCGUCUGUACUUGGCCCACCUGCCAAGCGUCUCAAGUCCUCUUCCAUGCAGGUCUUCCGCCUCAGUAGUGGGGAACUCAUGGCACUUCCACACAGUGAACCUCCUAAGGAAAUAGGCUGUGAAUUCUGUGGGGAAUAUUUUGAGAAUCGCAAAGGACUGUCUAGCCACGCUCGCUCUCACCUACGUCAAAUGGGCAUUACAGAGUGGUCUGUCAACGGUUCCCCAAUCGACACCCUGAGGGAGAUCAUCACAAGACGGGGCCUGCCUUGCGCCCUGCCUCUAAAACCUCUCAAAACGCCGCCUCCAUCUUCUCCAGGACCCCCUCGUUCCCCCCUUUCAGUCUCCUCUUCUCCCUCAGCUACUCUCCUCAGUCGCCUGCCCUUCGCCUUCGCCCGCCCCGCCAGUCCCCCUCAGCCUGCGGUGUCUAAGUCGAGCUCAGCUCCACCGACGUCUUCUAGUGGGCUGAUUCUCAAGCUGAAGCCUGAGCCGGUGCAGCUAGAGGUCACCACACCUGGAGCUGUAGGGAGAUCUGGAGGUUUUUCCGCAGAUUCUCUCAACUCUGGCUGGAGGAGCUCUGACAGUUCGUUUCCUCUCAAUUUAGCCAUGGCCCAUGAAGUGGAGCCUACGAGGGAUAUUCGCUGCGAGUUCUGCGGGGAAUAUUUUGAGAAUCGUAAAGGCCUCUCCAGCCACGCCCGCUCCCACCUGCGGCAGAUGGGCAUUACAGAGUGGUCCGUCAAUGGCUCACCCAUUGACACCCUGAGGGAGGUUAUGCACAAGAGAGGGGUAGGAGGCUCCUCCCAGUCAGACCAAGGAGUGAAGAAGGAGCUGAGCCAAGGAGCAAAUAGUCCCCUAUGGGAGAGCACAGGGGGCGCCAGUGGCUCUGAAGGUUUGGGUGCUUCGGGUUACCAGUCCUCCAAAUUCCGUAAAUCUCCUCUCAGCUUGCUGCAGUCAGGGUCAAGGCUCCAUAAGCAGGGUGUGGGGUCUGUGGGCCCAUCUACUACUCCAUCUGCAGGGAAGUUUUUCAGGAUGUCCCCACUGGGGAAAAGGCCUCUGUCCGAGGAAGCUCAGUCGGUGGAGACUGCACGCUCAUCUCCACAUCCGCUUAAGACUUUCUCAUCCCUUCCACACGAUUUCUCCUUCAAAAGAAAACCUUCCCCAGACAAGCAUGGACACCAGGAUCCCAGUUGUGAGCUGUGUGGUUUCUACUUUGAGAACCGUAAGGCUUUAGCCAGCCACGCGCGAGCCCACCUCAGGCAGUUUGGCGUGACUGAGUGGUGUGUAAAUGGAUCACCUAUUGAGACGCUUAGCGCUUGGAUGCGCAGCAGGCCGCAGAAGGUGCUGGAGAUGCACCGCAGCUACAUGCAGGGUAACCGCACCGCCCUCAAGAAGAAGAGCAGCUCACCUCUCACUGCGGAUUCUGAUCAUAUCCUCCCCAUCUCAUCGCAGAAGGCUUCCUCUUCAUCCUCCUCCUCCUCCUCCUCUCAGUGGUCUUCUUCUUUGGCCGUCAGCCUGGUGCGUCCACUGAGCCACGAGGUCAGCCAAGGCUCUUCCAAGACUGCAGAGGAGGAAACUGGUACCAACUUCCAGGAUGCUCCCAUCAGGGCUGGCCGCAGCAGUCCCAGCCUCUCGCGGCUCGGCAGCAGCCACCCGCUUCAAGCACAGGUGGCGCGCAGUGAGCUGAAUGUCCGCCUGCCCAGAGGCUUUGAGCGUCGGCCCUUGAAGCACCCGUCUUGCCCGGACGGAACAGAGAGGGAUAGCGGCCCUCCUAAGCCCCCGCGCACAGGCACCGUCCCUGCCCUGGUGCCCAAACCACCCUCCUACCCGCUGGUCAAAGUGGUGGGCAAGUUCUACACCCUGAAGUGCCGAUUCUGUGAGGUAGAGUUCCACGGGCCGCUGUCGGUGCAGGAGGACUGGAUCAGACACCUCCAGCAGCACAUUCUCAAGAUGAACUACAACAAGCCUGCUGGUGCCAAAGCAACAGCCACUGAACCGCCUGCCCUGGUUGAUGAUCCAGCACCAGUCCAGGCCUCUGCCCCAGCCUCCACCUCUACCUCCAGAACCACCUCUACCGCACCUGCUCUCACUUCCACCCCAAACAGCAUCGCAGCUCCCAAGAGCCGCUCCCCCUCGCCUGCGGCCGAGUGUGCUCCCGCUAUCACUGCCACAGAGAUAGUACAAGUCUCAGAGGAGCAGCCAACCCUAACUCCGACUCCUAUUCCCCUCCCCACCCAGACAGCUGGUGUUUAGGAGGAGCGUUCUCCCUCCCAAAGAGCCCUCUGAGCCCCAAGCACCUUUUGAAGCAGCUUUCUAGACUGUUACUAAGUCCCGUUGCCAUGAGAACGAAGCUCUACUGGCUUAUCUGCACACCAGGGAUGGGUGAUUACGGAAAAUGUCCAAGGUUAUGAGGAGAGAUGGACUAAUGUUUUUUUGUUUGCCUUGUUUAUAUUGAAUGUCCAGAUGUGAAUCGUUGCUGUACCCCUCUCAUUCACUGGGCAAUUUAGGGUUUAAUAUAGCCCUUUAUUAAACUUUAACACCUUGUCUACUACAGGUUCCCCUCCAAUCUUCUACUAAUGAACAGCGUAUUAAAGGACCUGUGAGGUUUUGAUAAUUUCUAUCACCACAUUGGUAGCUUUGGCUUCAGUCUCUCACCUAAAGGUCCUGACUGAGAUUAAUCAACAAUUCUAAUCAUGCUAGUCUUGUGGUUGAGACUUUAAACAUGCGAUAACACUUAGUGUUAAUAAAGGCACUUUUGAUGUUGACACUUAGCACUUAAUGAAAUACCAUUUUAAAUAGGUUAAUAAUGUGUUCUGGGGAUGCACUGAUGUAUGGGCCUAACACUGAUAUCAGCUGAUAUCGGCCUUGUUGACUCAUAUCUGCUCAUUAGCAAAUAAGAUGGGAUUUACAGAUAUCAGUGGCCGAUAAUUACUUAUAGUGAUGAUUGAGUUUUGCGCUUGAUAAAUGUGACGCAGCGUGAGAAAACCAUGCCCAUUUUUUAUACUUUUUUGUUUCCUGAAAUUUCCAAAAGUCUAGAUUAAUGUGUAAAAUCAGAUUGCAUCUGUUUAUUUUCUACAAAUUUUUACAUUGAACAUGUCCAAAUGUGUCCAUUCUUUGAAUUAUUGUUAUUCAGAUUGAUGACAGUCACCACAGGCCAAAGAUGCAUCGCUAAGGAGCCAAAUUUUUUGCUGGCUGAGUGGCCGGGUCGCACCCCCAGCUCUGUUGUUAAGUUUUUGCCCCUCAGUGCGUUGUUUUAUUUUAAGUGUAUGCAUCAGAAACUAUUCAAUAUACUACAGUUUUCAGGCAUAGUGUGAAGAGACAGUGCAGACAGCGAAGUUAAGAUAACAAAUACUGGAAAUAUAAGACCGCUUCUUGAUUGUGUUGCUGCUCGGCUGUUUUUGUGAGCAGCCGGGAUUCUCAAUCUGCACGUUUGGCCGGGUUUCCAUGUGCUUUUCCUUUGCUGCGUCACAAAUGUUUAAAGGUUUUACCAUGAAGACCUUUUAAAACACUUAAUUUUCUAUAAUAAAUAUUGCUUUGUUCUCCCAGGACAGGGAUCAGCAAACCUUACUGUCAAAAGAGACAUUUUUGAGCAAUUUUUGACCAAACAAAUCUGUAUGGAGCCAUAAAACAUAUUUGACUAUUACAAUGAAGCCUAAAUUAAAAGCGAAAGAAGUGCGUGAGGUAUAAAUUAGCAUAUCAGUGUUACUAAUGUUGAUAUGCCUGUGAUCAUCUGCGAUCAUGCACUCUAACUUUGUAUUUGUAUUUAUGAAAUUAUAGCACUAAAAUAAUGAAAAUUGUUUUUUUUUGUUUUUUUUUAUUGGCAAUAAAAUAAAACAAUUAGGAACAUUGAAGUAGUUAUGAAGCUAUACAGGCCACUUUGAGUCCUACCAGUGUUUGUGCAAAUUAAUCACAUCAAAAGUAGCCUUUGAUAAUAAAUAAGAAAAUGAGCCUAAUAGCUUUAAAAAUAACGUUAAAGAUUUUGAUAUCUUUAACUUGCGUGAUUUUUUUUUGAAGGCGCAACAUAGCGUCACGUCACU
Archocentrus centrarchus (flier cichlid) is the source of this 8448-nucleotide messenger RNA. It is a transcript of the gene wizb, whose product is annotated as WIZ zinc finger b. NCBI's taxonomy places the organism in Eukaryota, Metazoa, Chordata, Actinopteri, Cichliformes, Cichlidae. Gene Ontology annotation, molecular function: DNA-binding transcription factor activity, RNA polymerase II-specific; RNA polymerase II cis-regulatory region sequence-specific DNA binding. The record is from RefSeq and is a predicted model, not a curated record. The coding region runs from base 338 to 6664 and encodes 2108 amino acids. Gene Ontology annotation, cellular component: nucleus. Gene Ontology annotation, biological process: regulation of transcription by RNA polymerase II. The transcript has 18 exons.